AUGGCAGCGAGCGAUGCCCACAAUGUUUAUGAUACAAUUGAACUCAUAUCAGCUGUUGGAGUUAAAAAAUCAAAACAGAGAAUUGAUCAUACGAUAAUUAUAGCAUUUUUAGCUGGUGUUCUUCUAUCAUUUGGCGGUCUGUUUCUCCUGAUUGUUGGUGGUGGAAGUGCUCCACUGGCUCAGAGUCUCGGUCCUAGUAUACACAAAAUGAUACAAGCCGCCGUAUUUCCUAUUGGUCUCAUUUUGAUUGUUAUUACUGGCGCAGAUUUGUUUACUGGUAAUACAAUGAUAUUAACGGUAUCAACAUUACAUAGAAAAACAACAUGUUUUGAUCUUAUCAUAUCAUGGAUAAUCUCUUUCUUUGGAAAUCUUGGCGGUUGUCUAUUUUUCCAAUGUAUACUCGUUUAUUAUGCAGGUCUUCUCUCUAAUGAUCCUUAUCGUUCAUUUACUGUGAAAUACGCCGAGGUAAAAGGUAACAUUGAAUGGCAUCAAAUAUUUUUAAGAGGUAUUGGUGGUAAUUGGCUUGUAUGUCUUGCAGUAUGGCUGGGUACAAGUGCACGUGAAUUACAUUCAAAAGUAAUCGGUAUUUAUCUGCCUAUUUGGCUUUUUAUUGCUGUUGGAUAUGAACACUCAAUUGCCAAUAUGUUUACAGUUCAAAUGGGUAUGAUGCUUGGUGCUGAUUUGUCCGUUGGAAAAUAUAUUUUGCGCACAUUGAUACCAGUUACACUUGGAAAUAUUGUAGGUGGAGGAUUUUUCGUUGGUUUUACAUAUUGGUACCUUUAUCUGGCGAAAAAAGUGGAUACUGAUGCUAAGAUUGAUUUUGAAUCACCGGUUGGUAAAGGUUAUCAAAUUGUAAAACAACAUGAGAAAAUACAGCAAGCUCAACAAUCAUAA
Messenger RNA from Didymodactylos carnosus, 894 nucleotides. NCBI's taxonomy places the organism in Eukaryota, Metazoa, Rotifera, Eurotatoria, Philodinida, Philodinidae. The record is from the annotation of a GenBank genome assembly.